GCGGGAGCGGCGGGAGGAGGGGAGGCGCCGGGGGCGCGCGCGCGCGCUGGGCGCUGCUGGGCUGCGGCGGCGGCGGCGGUUACUAUGGCGGAGUCGGCCGGAGCCUCCUCCUUCUUCCCCCUUGUUGUCCUCCUGCUCGCUGGCAGCGGCGGGGCCGGGCCCCGGGGGAUCCAGGCUCUGCUCUGUGCCUGCACCAGCUGCCUGCAGGCCAACUACACGUGCGAGACGGACGGCGCCUGCAUGGUGUCCAUCUUCAACCUGGACGGGCUGGAGCACCACGUGCGCACCUGCAUCCCCAAGGUGGAGCUGGUCCCGGCCGGGAAGCCCUUCUACUGCCUCAGCUCCGAGGACCUGCGCAACACCCACUGCUGCUACACCGACUUCUGCAACAGGAUCGACCUGCGCGUGCCCAGCGGUCACCUCAAGGAGUCCGAGCGUCCUUCCAUGUGGGGCCCCGUGGAGCUGGUGGGCAUUAUUGCCGGCCCCGUGUUCCUCCUCUUCCUCAUCAUCAUCACUGUUUUCCUGGUCAUCAACUACCACCAGCGCGUCUACCACAACCGCCAGAGGCUGGACAUGGAGGACCCCUCGUGUGAGAUGUGCCUCUCCAAAGAUAAGACGCUGCAGGAUCUCGUCUACGAUCUCUCCACGUCAGGCUCUGGCUCAGGGCUGCCCCUUUUUGUCCAGCGCACAGUGGCCCGAACCAUUGUUUUACAGGAGAUUAUUGGCAAGGGCCGGUUUGGAGAAGUGUGGCGUGGCCGCUGGCGGGGCGGUGACGUGGCUGUGAAGAUCUUCUCCUCCCGGGAAGAACGGUCCUGGUUCCGGGAGGCCGAGAUAUACCAGACGGUCAUGCUGCGCCACGAGAACAUCCUCGGGUUUAUUGCUGCCGACAAUAAAGAUAACGGCACCUGGACGCAGCUGUGGCUCGUCUCGGACUACCACGAGCAUGGCUCCCUGUUCGACUACCUUAACCGGUACACGGUGACCAUCGAGGGCAUGAUCAAGCUGGCCCUGUCCGCCGCCAGCGGGCUGGCCCACCUGCACAUGGAGAUCGUGGGGACGCAGGGGAAGCCCGGGAUUGCUCACCGAGACCUGAAGUCCAAGAACAUCCUGGUGAAGAAGAACGGCAUGUGCGCCAUCGCAGACCUGGGCCUGGCCGUGCGCCACGAUGCCGUCACCGACACCAUCGACAUCGCCCCCAACCAGCGGGUGGGCACCAAACGAUACAUGGCCCCCGAGGUGCUCGACGAGACCAUCAACAUGAAGCACUUCGACUCCUUCAAGUGUGCAGAUAUCUACGCCCUGGGGCUGGUGUACUGGGAGAUCGCGCGAAGGUGCAACUCUGGAGGGGUCCACGAAGAGUAUCAGCUGCCAUAUUAUGACUUGGUGCCCUCUGACCCUUCCAUUGAAGAAAUGCGGAAGGUCGUGUGUGACCAGAAGCUUCGGCCCAACAUCCCCAACUGGUGGCAGAGUUACGAGGCGCUGCGGGUCAUGGGGAAGAUGAUGCGGGAGUGCUGGUACGCCAACGGCGCGGCCCGCCUCACGGCCCUGCGCAUCAAGAAGACCCUGUCCCAGCUCAGCGUGCAGGAGGAUGUGAAGAUCUAGCCUGCCCCUCCCUCCGCGUCGCCCUGGGCGGCGGGAACUGCGGAGCUGCCGUGGGAGCGUACGCUGGAGGCUACCUCUCGUUUCUGCCCAGCCCUCCGGCCAGCGCCCUGGCCCGCGAGAGGGACGAGCCCGGGAGACCCGCUCACUCCCACCUGGGCCUGAGACACAGACACCUUUUCUAUUUACCUCCCAAGGCACGGAGACUCCGGGGCCCUCGGGGUGGAGCACUCGGUGCCACGACUUGAACUGGUGGGAGCGGGGGGUCCCGCAGGGUGGCGGCCCCGGGCCCAGAGGAGCAGGUGUCGCCAGUGCUAAGCGGCGCCGCGGGCUUUCCUCCAGGGACCCCCGAGACCCAGGCAGACGGCCCGUCUCCAGGCAGCUGUGCUCCCCUCCCACCUCGCACGGACAUCUGGAGGGGCUGCCCGGGGGUCCGUCUGCGCCUGUGUGCGGCCAUGUGUGCAUGUGCCGAGGUGCGUCCCUGUGUGCCUGCUCUGUGCCCCGCCCGUCACGUGUGCGUGCGUGUGCUUGUGUGUGUGCGUGCGCGCGUGUGUGUCUGUCGGUCGGUGCGCACUUACCUGCUUGAGCUUCCCGUGCAUGUACAGGGUGGGGUGGUCGUCGUGCGUCUGUACGUGCCGGUCCUCGGGUCAGUAGUGAUAGCGUCUGUGUGCCCCCCGCCGCGGCGGCACCCCCGUUCCUUCCCAGCAGGCUGCCCCCCCACCCCAUGUCCACGCAGUCCUCCGUCUCGGACUGGCACCAAAGCUGGCCCCGUUGGCUGCUGCGCGCCAAGGGUCCCUGGAGGGAGAGAGGUGUGACAGCAGGCAGGAGCGAAUCUCGGCCGCUGUGGAGUGCCGUGGCCAGUGAGCCGCCCCCAGCAGCACGGAAGGACCGAGGCGCUCGAAGCCCAGAUCCUGGGACUCCGUCGGAAUGUCACAUCUGUCUCUCAUAUCCCACAUUCUGGAAACAGCAGUGUAUAUUUUUGGUGGUGGUGGGUUUAGGGUGGGGAAGGGGGAGGCCGGGGAGGGGUGGGGGGUGGCGGCCGCAUGGGUCUGUUACUGGAUUAGCUGAUGGCGGUGGAGGGCGGCGUGAGGCCGUGUCGGGCCCUCCCAGAGGGCCGGGCCAGCCGCGCCCACUCCCCAGGGAGUGGACUGUCACCGUGGCUGGACGCCGUGCGGGCUUGGUCAGCGUAUCUUAGAUAUAGAACUUUGAAGCCAUAACUUUUAACUGGAGUGGUUUGAUUUUUUUUUCUUUUUAAUUUUAUUCAAAGGGUCUGGAUUUUAACUUUUUUUAAUAUUGUUUUUAUAAAAGGAAACCAUCUCUGUAUGAUGAUUACCUCUCGAUCUGUUUGUUUUUAAAGAAAUCACUACAAAAACAACCACAAAAAUCUUGUUGGAACGCACAUAGCUCGAUCACACUGGAAAUGACCUUGUUCCUGAGCCUGUCCCCCGCCCUCCCCCCAGAGCCCCUCCUGGGUCUCCUGCGCCCCACCCCCACCCCCAGGGCCGGGAGCCCUUGUGCUGGGGCUCCGAGGAGCCGUCUGCAGGUGCCGGGCACUGAGUUGGGUGCGGAGAGCGUGGAUGUCUGUCGGGGACAGUGUUCCUGGGAGCCCUUGGGGCUAGGCCCGUCACUCUGAUCUAGGACCACUGAGAAGUAAGGGUCCCACCCCAGCAUGGGGGCCGGAGGUGGGUCGUGAGACCCCUGACCCCCAUCACUGCGUUCAUUCUGAGCCCCCUUCCUGCCCUCCCACGCCUGCCUCCAGCCCAGCCAGUCGCCAAAGCCUGGAGGGGGCGGAGUCUCCGUCGCCUCCCCUAUUUAUUUCCUGACGUCUGCGUCCUUGCAUCAGAGGAGACCUUCCCCUCGCCCUUGGGCCAAUUUACUGGCCCCUGAUUGCCCGUGGUACCAAUUGUGUCGUGCGGAGCUUCCUGCCCCCCUGCCCUGCUGCAGAACCUGGCAGGUGACCGGUGACAAUGAACUUAGAUGCCUGCUGGGGUCUCAGCCAGCCUCUGGGAGCUGCCAACACUCCGCCAGCCAGGGACCCCCUUCCGCAAGCCCCUCCCCGCGUGCAGCCCGGCCGCCACCUCUGGGAAGCCUGGGCAGGUCCUUGGGAAGCUCCCCCCCCCCCACUCCUCUCUGCAACACCAGAGCUCGGAGUCCGGAGCCGGGAGGAACAGAAAGACUGGGUUUCUGGGCCCCGGGGCUGCCGCACUGUGGACCCGGUCCACAGACCAAGGCCAAGCCCGUUCUGUCGCCGCCAUCGAGGCCCCCGAACGGCAUUCUCGGUACUUUUGUUUGUUUUUGUACAUUUUAUUAGAAAGGACUGUAAAAUAGCCACUUAGACACUUUACCUCUUCAGUAUGCAAAUGUAAAUAUGUGUAAUAUAAAAAAUCUUUUGUUUUAAUAUAAGAAUGAGCCUGUCCAAUUUCUGCUGUACAUUAUUAAAGUUUUAUUCACAGA
Sorex araneus (European shrew) is the source of this 4053-nucleotide messenger RNA. It is a transcript of the gene ACVR1B, whose product is annotated as activin A receptor type 1B. Gene Ontology annotation, cellular component: plasma membrane; activin receptor complex. The record is from RefSeq and is a predicted model, not a curated record. The transcript is spliced from 9 exons. Gene Ontology annotation, biological process: protein phosphorylation; cellular response to growth factor stimulus; nervous system development. NCBI's taxonomy places the organism in Eukaryota, Metazoa, Chordata, Mammalia, Eulipotyphla, Soricidae. The coding region runs from base 85 to 1602 and encodes 505 amino acids. Gene Ontology annotation, molecular function: activin binding; activin receptor activity, type I; ATP binding.